Molecule: messenger RNA, 3686 nt
Organism: Myxocyprinus asiaticus (Chinese sucker)
Lineage: Eukaryota; Metazoa; Chordata; Actinopteri; Cypriniformes; Catostomidae
Gene: acvr2ba
Product: activin A receptor type 2Ba
Exons: 11
Coding region: 436-1968 (510 amino acids)
Biological process (GO): protein phosphorylation; cellular response to growth factor stimulus; activin receptor signaling pathway
Cellular component (GO): activin receptor complex; plasma membrane
Molecular function (GO): activin binding; activin receptor activity; ATP binding
Source: RefSeq, a predicted model, not a curated record
GUAGUAGGAAUCGUUAAUCGGUUUCUCUGCUGGUUGCGUUUCGUUCUCCGAAGCCAUUUUGGACUCAGUUCAGUUUCAUGUAUGUCAGAAUCGGACCCUGUCCAGCCAUACUCACUCUGCACUGGGGAAAGAAGCUUUGCGGAGAGGCUUUGCGCAAAAAUCACCCGGCGAUCCGUGUUAUUUGACGCUGAAUUCAGCGGAGGGCGUUUCAGUGGAAUAUCGGCGCUUCCCGAUGGAUUUGUCCGUGUGUUAAAGUUUCAUUCAGCCCGAGCGGUGGGGUGGGCGGACGGACGGACGUCUGGCCGACGGUCACUCGGGCUCGUUGUGUGUGUGUGUGUGUGUGUGUGUCUCCCCCCCUUAUCUUUUUAAAUGUUUGCAAAGCAGAAGACACUGGAACGGAGCAAAUCUGGGGUGAUUUUGGAUCACUAGAGGAAUAUGUUCGCUCCCUGGCUGACUUUUGCACUUCUUCUGGGAACUUUCUGUGCAGACUCCAGCCAUGGAGAGGUGGAGACACAGGAAUGUUUGUACUUCAACAUCAACUGGGAGAUCGAAAAGACGAACCGCAGCGGCGUGGAGCGAUGUGAAGGCGAGAAGGACAAACGCUCGCACUGCUACGCCUCCUGGAGGAAUAACUCGGGCAGUAUCGAGCUCGUGAAGAAGGGAUGCUGGUUAGAUGACUUCAACUGUUAUGACAGACAAGAGUGUGUGGCCACAGAGGAGAACCCUCAGGUCUUCUUUUGCUGCUGUGAAGGAAACUUCUGCAAUGAGAGAUUCACACACCUGCCCGACGUCAACGGACCAGAAAUCAAGCCGCCGCCUCCGACGCCCCCUCUGUUGAACGUGCUGGUUUACUCGCUGUUGCCCAUCAGUAUGUUGACCAUGGCGCUGCUGCUGGCGUUCUGGAUGUACCGUCAUCGCAAACCUCCUUAUGGACACGUGGACAUCAACGAGGACCCUGGUCCGGCGCCCCCGUCACCGCUGGUGGGACUCAAACCACUGCAGUUACUGGAGAUUAAAGCUCGAGGGCGCUUUGGCUGCGUUUGGAAAGCACAGAUGAUCAAUGAAUAUGUAGCCGUGAAAGUUUUCCCCAUUCAGGACAAGCAGUCGUGGCAGACCGAGCGAGACAUGUUCUUGACGCCGGGCAUGAAACAUGAUAACCUCCUGCGCUACAUCGCCGCUGAGAAACGCGGAACGAACCUGGAGACGGAGUUCUGGCUCAUCACAGAGUUUCAUGAGAGGGGUUCUCUGACGGAUUAUCUGAAGGGGAACACUGUGAGCUGGAAUGAACUGUGUCACAUCGCAGAGACGAUGGCGUGCGGUCUGGCGUACCUUCACGAGGACGUGCCCCGAUUUAAAGGAGAAGGACCAAAACCAGCGAUCGCUCACCGAGACUUCAAGAGUAAAAACGUAAUGUUGAAGAUGGAUCUCACAGCUGUGAUUGGUGAUUUUGGGUUGGCGGUUCAGUUUGAGCCGGGUAAACCACCUGGAGAUACACACGGUCAGGUUGGCACGUGGCGAUACAUGGCACCGGAGGUGUUGGAGGGGGCGAUUAACUUCCAGCGAGACGCGUUCUUGCGGAUAGACAUGUACGCUAUGGGUCUGGUGCUCUGGGAGCUCGUGUCACGCUGCAAAGCCGCCGAUGGUCCUGUAGAUGAGUACAUGCUUCCGUUUGAGGAGGAGAUCGGACAGCAUCCGUCACUGGAGGAUCUGCAGGACGUGGUGGUCCAUAAGAAGUUGCGGCCGGUGUUUAAAGACUGCUGGCUCAAGCAUUCUGGUCUGGCGCAGAUGUGUGAGACGAUAGAGGAAUGCUGGGAUCACGACGCUGAGGCGCGACUGUCGGCCGGUUGCGUGGAGGAACGAAUCUCUCAGAUCCGCCGCCUGAUCAGCGCCACUACCUCAGACUGCCUGGUUUCCAUGGUGACGUCCGUCACGAACGUGGACCUGCCGCCCAAAGAGUCCAGUAUCUGAGUCACGACGCAACGCUCGACGUGGAGCGAAACGAACAUGAAUCAAACCCUCGUCUUUCCAGACUCCGAAUCUCAAGCAUCAUGAAAGCAGCUGCUAUUUUAUCCUAACAUUUUUUUUACUUUAUUAUUAUUAUUUUUUUUUUCUCUGAUCGGAUCAAAACUACCAGCACACUUCUCUACUGUAUUUUUAUCAUUAGAGCAAAUGCGAAGAUUUUAAAACGAUAAGAGGACGUCUCGACGCGCAUUCAGGUACCGACGUAUGAAUGCUGACAUGUGCAGGUACCUCCACAUUUUAACGGUUUUACUUUUCCUUUGAUUUUUUUCAUGCUCUUUUUAUUCGCAUCGUUCUGAUGGACAAUACAUCAUCGUUUCAUGUCAGAUAUUUCAACAGUGCUGCAAAACCUGUGAGAAUCAUUACGACUGUUACACGCGCAAUCGAACUUCCUUGCAGGAUCUCACUCUUUAUUUCUCCACCAGUGCGUGCUAUUCAAAAUCAUGGAAAACGUGUCUUUUACGGAACUAACGGGUGUCAAAAGUACACGGAAAAAACAACUGGACUAUUUCUUUCUUUUGUUUGUUUGUUGUUGUUGUUUUUGUUUUUUUGUGGUAUUGAAGUUGGUGACUGUGAAAAGAGUUUGGUUGGGAAUUUUCUGGGUGAAAUCUCAGCAGUGGCUUGCAUAUGGAAAUAUCGGAGGUCAUGAGAGCAUUUAGUUUAGUUCGGUAAUGUUUCUCAGGUAUCCAGUGUCACGGGGUUUUGGGGUCCAUGACUGCCUUCCCACAUCAUAAUAGGACAGAAAUAUAACGGUGCCCUCGUGAAUUUAACACUAAUUAUCAAAACAUGCAAGACCAUGAUGCGUGCGUGCGUGCGUGCGCGUGUGUGUGUGUGUGUGUGUGUGUGUUUUUUUUUCAGUGCUGAGAGUGAUUUGAAAAAGUAGACCGUAAAAGGGUUUGGCGCAUGUGGCCGUCUAAACAAAAGUUUUUUUUUUUGUUUUUUUUUGUUUUUUUUUCUAUCUGUCGUCUUUUAUAAUAAUGCAACGUGUGUUUUUGAUAUCUUGAGUUUUGGAUCAAAAUCCUGACUCGGAUAGUAUGAGCGUGAAAGUCACAGAAGCAUGUGCGGGUCAUAUUUCACUCCAGGAUCAAAAGAAAGUCUUUUUUUUAGGAGCAUUUUUAUUUUUAUUUGUGACAUUAUUUUCAUGACAGAUAAACACAUUUGCCACCCCCAAAUUAUUACCGUAAUGCAUCCAGACGUUCAACUUCUUUUUUUUUUUUUUUUUUUUUUGAUUUGAUUUUCAUUAUAUGAUCAUUGUAACACAGUGAUUUUCUUUUGUAUUUAAAUAUGCAUAAAUUAAAGGCAUGUGUAAAUAGCAUUGUCUCUUCCAGGGACCGAAAUUAAUGGGGUUUUUAAGGAAAAGAUGACAAAACUGAAACUGAAAGUGACAAAACUGCCCCACAAAUUCAAAAUGUAGGGGCAAAAAAAAUGCCCCCAUAAUAAAUUCCCUCUUUUAUUCGUAGCAUCUAAUAAAUUUCCUGUUUUUUUAUUCUAAGCCUUUUAAAUAAUAUCUCGAAAUAUGAGCUGAUUUAAAUUGAUAAUUAAGUUGGAAUUAGUUUUAAUAAAUCAGAUCCCAGAGGCAAAGAUCACCCUAUAAUUAAUAAAAGUUAAUAUUUUUAUAUAAAAAUAUUUAUAAAUAUUUUUCACAUUACAGUCAUUUGAAUUCAUUU